UGUUCUUCAGCUGUAGAUAAUAAGAUUAGCUGCUCCGUUCACCCUGCGUCAGUCAUGGCAUUGUGAUCAGAAGGAUUACCUUUAUGGCUAAGGACAGUACCGUGGGUCUACCUUAUUUACAUAUUUUAAAAACACAUACAGUUUAUAUGUAGGGUCUUUUUUCGCUGGUCGUUCAUUUUAGACAAAGACCAUAUUUAAACGAAACGCCGUCUUAAACUUUUUUUCUCUUUUGCGUAAUUACUUCACCUUUAGUUGGAGUUAACUCAUGCUCACCUAGACAAGCGCAUCUUGCCAUGGCAUUCCGUAAAUUCAGGGUGAAGGCAAGCCUGGAAUAAGCGGUGUUCGCACCACUCUUCUGUCCCGAAACAUUUCUGCGCUGCGAGAGGGGUGAGGAUCUCACAACCCCAGAAAGAGCCCCCAUGCCAGUAUCAAACAACAAGAUUGCCAACGAUGGGAAUGCGGAUUCAAUCAAGUCUCGGGAAGAGGCGAAGGCUCUUGUUGAGGCAUUAAUUAAGGUGGUGGCCUGCUACAGGCACUUGGCAGCCAGUGUUGGAGGAUCGACAGAUUCCUCCAACCUGAGAGAUGAGCUCAGGAGGACCAGAGAAAAAGCCCAGGAACUGGCUGUGAAGAACAGGAGCAAGCUGACAGCCAGCCUGAGAGACAAGAGCUUGCCGAAGGAGGAGCGAGCCGAGAUGGAGCGCCUCUGGGUGGUCUUCUCCUCCUGUCUGGAGCUGUUCCAUUCAGACAUGUGUAAAGUCUUUGAGAUGGGACAGACCUUCUCUCUGUCUUCCAAAUCAGACCCGUUUGUGCAGACUGGGAUGUCGGGAGGAACCUCUGAUGUAGCAGCUAGAGCCCUGAGCCUGCAGACCCUCACCCACGACGAGAAUCUGCCGAGUAUAGAUCGGCUGGAGCAAAAUGACCUCGAGGCAGAGAUCGCCAAAGUGGACAAGAUGAUUGACAACAUGGAGAUGAAGGUCAACGUGCUCCGCUGGACGGUGGAGGCCAAGAGCCCACUUUAUGCUGACCCGCUCAGCACUGAAACCUCCUCUGUCGCUCUCCUCUCCCUGGACGAGGAGGAUGGAGGCCGCUGUUGUGAUCGGAGCCAGUUUUUUGUAUCGGUUGUUCUCUGUGGUAUCGCCAUGGUCGCAGUGGUGUUGUCUGUGUGUGUGGUGUACCUGACAUGAGAGCUCCUCGAUGACCCAUUGAUGAAGGAACUAGUUUCUACAAAAAGUAACUGUAACAAAACAGCUACACUGAAAUGAUCCUGACAGCCAUCUUUUGGGUUCUGGGAGUCUAAACUAGCUUGAGGCCACUUACUGUACAUUCGCAUUGAAGCUGCCAAGCCAUUUGAACAAAUAUUGUAAAAGAAUAAAAGAUUAUUAUUUAUUUAACUUUUGUAGGAAACAGUAUUGGAUGGAAAUAAAUACAAGUAGAAUCCAUGUAACCUUUUGGUCUCAAAUGAUUUUCUGAGAAAUUUACAGAGGGGUUGAACCAUUCUAGAAACUAUAGGGAAUUGUUACUCUUUUGGUAAGCAGGUGCUCUGCAUAUCUUGACAUAUUGAAGGGAAAACAUUCAGAUUUCAAAUGAGGUCAGCCACUCCAUUGCCGCUAUUACGAUUUUCAGCAUGCACAUUGUGUAAAGCUUCAUUUAAAUAGGGAAAGACAUAGAAAUAUUGACCGUGAAUACCCAACAAAUCUGAAGUCCUUCAUUUUCAGUUUUAUCUAUAAUGAAUAUUAUACAUUGUGAAAGCAGAGGCAGGGUGGCAAAAUGGUUGUCAUUGCUGCCUUAAAGUGCUGGGGAAGUGGGUUCAAUUCCUAGGGUGCUAUCUGUGUGGAGUUUGGAGGCUCUCCCCAUGUUUUUGUGUGUUUCCUCCCAUAGUC
This is a messenger RNA of Lepisosteus oculatus (spotted gar), 1880 nucleotides long. It is a transcript of the gene rgs9bp, whose product is annotated as regulator of G protein signaling 9 binding protein. The record is from RefSeq and is a predicted model, not a curated record. Gene Ontology annotation, cellular component: neuron projection. NCBI's taxonomy places the organism in Eukaryota, Metazoa, Chordata, Actinopteri, Semionotiformes, Lepisosteidae. Gene Ontology annotation, biological process: G protein-coupled receptor signaling pathway.